Penicillium mononematosum is the source of this 684-nucleotide messenger RNA. Its product is annotated as carbonic anhydrase. Gene Ontology annotation, cellular component: cytoplasm. Gene Ontology annotation, molecular function: carbonate dehydratase activity; zinc ion binding. The record is from RefSeq and is a predicted model, not a curated record. Gene Ontology annotation, biological process: carbon utilization; cellular response to carbon dioxide; cellular response to oxidative stress. The coding region runs from base 1 to 684 and encodes 227 amino acids. The transcript has 2 exons. NCBI's taxonomy places the organism in Eukaryota, Fungi, Ascomycota, Eurotiomycetes, Eurotiales, Aspergillaceae.
AUGGCCAAACCCAAUAUCAAUCGGUAUCUCCGGCAGUCGCUGGACCAUAUCUUCCAAAACAACAAGAAAUGGGUGUCGUCGAAGAAACAGACGGAUGCCUCCUUUUUUGACAAGCUUUCUGCUGGGCAAUCGCCAGACUAUCUGUACAUUGGCUGCAGCGACAGCCGUGUCCCCGCCAACGAAAUUAUGGGUCUGGAGGCCGGCGAAGUGUUCGUCCACCGUAAUAUCGCCAACCUGGUGCCCAAUGUCGACCUCAAUGUCAUGUCGGUGAUCAACUAUGCUGUGCGGCACCUAAAGGUCAAGCAUAUCAUCGUGUGCGGCCACUACAACUGUGGAGGGGUCAAGGCGGCCCUGACGCCUGCUGACCUUGGGUUGCUUAACCCAUGGCUCCGGAACAUCCGUGACGUUUAUCGCUUGCACGAGAAGGAACUCGACGCGAUACCCGAAGAGCACGCGAGAUACAAUCGAUUGAUUGAACUCAAUGUGAUGGAAUCCUGUAGGAAUAUCAUCAAAACCGCGGCCGUCCAGAAAAGCUACCAGGAGAACCAGUACCCCAUUGUUCAUGGUUGGGUUUUUGACCUCGGCGACGGCCUGCUGAAAGACCUCAAGAUCGAUUUUGAAGCUGAGCUGGCGGAUGUGCAGAAAAUAUACUGUCUCUCGCCGGGUUCCAACUCGGAACCCUGA